Dissoconium aciculare CBS 342.82 is the source of this 896-nucleotide messenger RNA. RefSeq names its product 60S ribosomal protein L6-like protein. NCBI's taxonomy places the organism in Eukaryota, Fungi, Ascomycota, Dothideomycetes, Mycosphaerellales, Dissoconiaceae. The record is from RefSeq and is a predicted model, not a curated record. Gene Ontology annotation, molecular function: RNA binding; structural constituent of ribosome. The transcript is spliced from 2 exons. Gene Ontology annotation, biological process: ribosomal large subunit assembly; cytoplasmic translation. Bases 15 to 617 code for a protein of 200 amino acids. Gene Ontology annotation, cellular component: ribosome; cytosolic large ribosomal subunit.
AGUAGCUGGUCAAGAUGUCGGAGGCGCCACAGACCAAGAAGUUCCAAAAGGGCGAGCGGACCAUCACACCGGCCUCGCAACAAGCCAGCAAAUACUACCCAGCUGAGGACGAAGCACAGCCGAAAAAGACCCGCAAAGCCAUUCGCCCAUACAAGCCCAGACCAUCUCUUCAACCCGGCGCUGUUCUCAUCCUUCUUGCUGGCCGAUUCCGAGGAAAGCGCGUCGUUCUCCUCAAGGUUCUCGAGCAGGGUGUUCUCCUCGUUACCGGUCCAUUCAAGGUCAACGGUGUUCCUCUUCGCCGCGUCAAUGCUCGUUACGUGAUUGCAACUAAGACGACUAUCCCUCUCGACGGUCUGGACUCAUCGAUUGUCGAGAAGGUUGGUGGUGAGAAGUACUUCGCACGGGACAAGAAGGCGGACAAGAAGGGCAGCGAGGCCUUCUUCAAGCAGGGCGAGAAGCCCGAGAAGAAGGAGGUCGCCAGCGAGAGGGCAGAGGAUCAGAAGAAGGUGGACAAAGCCUUGUUGGCCGCCCUCAAGAAGGAGCCGCUGCUCCUCGGAUACUUGAGCUCGACCUUCAGCCUGAGGAAGGGCGACCGACCACACGAGAUGGUUUUCUAAAUGCAUUGGUGUUGACGGGAAUCGGGAAGCCGGCGGCGUUGUUGCACUUUUAGUACUCUACACCUCACAAGUCAGGUGAAAGUGCUGUUUUUUUGAAUGAGACAUCUUCGAAACCCAAAACGACCUCUCUUCACGCUCAACAGGCUUGCACUCGGCUGACCACUCGCCAUGAAAACACUGCUUCGGAAAAAACAGGCGCAGGGAUGACAUGGUUGUGAUUACGAUGAACUUUUUUCUUUUGACGAUCGGGCAUAUGUAGAGCAAUGCAUUGUUCAGCGC